ACCAUUAAGCAGUAGCCAGCUAGCGUUAAAACUACUCACCAGUCUGCUAGGUUAGCUAGUUAGCUGUGUAAGGAUUUGUUUUUCAUUUUACGCAAAUUACAUUUUUCCAAAUCGAUUAUCAUGAAACAUCCAAAUUUGUUCAACUCGCUUUUUUAAGGGCUCAAACCAUUAUUUACUGAGAUAAGAAAAAACUUGUUGAACCAUGUCAAAAUUCAACUUCAGUUUCAGGAGAAGCGAGCGGAGGACAUUUAAGAACAUAGCUCAUGGCUUGAUCCCAGCGGCUACCAUUGCGCCCAGACCUGCCGUUCCUCGCACACCCCCUCCUCGCAGUCCCAACCCCUCACCAGAGAGACCCAGGUCAGCCCUGGCAGCAGCCAUAUUAUCAUCCUCUUUGACUGGCCGCACGGUGGCCAUUCCUCCGCCCCGCCACAGGUCCUAUUCCGAGAGCGACUGCUCACGUGAUGACGGCCAGGACGGCUUCGAGCCUUAUGCCAGCACCGCCCUCUACACCAGAGAUCAGUGGGCAGAUGCUUUGGUAGGCAGACCUCGCCUACCUUCUCCCCGACCUGAUUAUGAUGAUGAUGACGAUGAUGAGGAAGAGGAUAUAGAAGAAGAUAUGGAGAGAGAUGAAAACCAUGUGUAUCAGUCACUAGAGAGGCACAGUAGAGUCCCAGAGUUCCAGGAUGAGUAUGCUGCACCACUAAAGAAGUGCUCCACCCCUUUAAAGGUGGAUGAUGAUACUGACAACUCUGCUUUGGAAACUGUCUCUCCAUUAAACACGGAAGAGGAAACUGAUGUGGAAGAGGGAGUAGCUACAAAGCAGCCUCCAUCGCCGCUACAGCAGAGAUCCCCCUCCCACAGAAGUGUGGCAUCUUCAGAUCUGAAACAAGACCGGAAUCUUCAGUCUCCAAAGUCUCCGACCACCAGCACGCUGAAGUGGAAGACCUCAGUGAUGAUGAAGAACAGUCCAACCUGGCACAAGGAGAGAGACAGAUCAGAGGCGAGCGAGGCCUACCGCUGUGCUGUGGAGCUUCAGCAGGAGCUGCUGAAGGAGCUGAGGGAGCAGACUCAGACCCUCACAGCAGAGAAGCAGGCGCUGGAGAGGAGGUGCUGGGAGCAGAGCCAGCAAAUCCAGCACCUCCACCAACCACUCACACACUCGCCCCGCCAGUGGAGCCACUUGACAGGUGAGGGCUCCGAGUUGCAGAGUUUGAGGCAGCAGGCACAGGAGCUGGUGGAUGAGAAUGACGGCCUGAAGAUGACGGUGCAUCGGCUCAGCGUGGAGCUCAGCAGAUACCAAGCCCACUUUAGGCCGCUCACAAAGGAGGAGUAUGCUCGGAGCAGUGGCCUACCAUCCAAAGGACCUGCUCCUCCAUGGCUGUUGGAUAUGAAAUAUUUAUCACCACUGUUACUAGCUUAUGAGGACCAGCUGACAAGGAAAGACAAUCUUCUCAAGUCCUGUGAGGAAGACGUGAAGAGGCUGAGGGCACGCUCGGAGGAGGUGAUUCAGGAGAACGAGAACCUUCACGCAGAGCUGGCCACGAGAAGCAGCAUCAGUAAUAAAGAGUGGAUGCAGCUGCAAGAUCAAGCACAGCUAGUGCUGGAGGAAAAUCAGGUACUGAUAGAACAGUUGGAGCUACAGCAUACUAAAGCCAAGGAGACACACACCAAACACAUUCAGGAAGUGUGUAAGAUUUCAAAGCAGGUGAUGAUGUUGGAGGCUGAGAAGCAGGACCUGGAGGCGGAGUUACAGACGGUAUGCAAACAGCUCCACGCCCAAAAGGUGGACUUCCAGAAGGCACACACCGCCCUGGAGAACUCGGUCAGCAGGGUCGAACAUACAUCUGUCACAGAUAAACUUAAACGGCAGCUGGAGGAAGAGGGGAAGACGAAGACUGGUGAGGUGGAGGAGCUGCAGGCUUGUGUCGGCGCUCUUCAGAGUGAAAAGAGGAUUCUGCUCUUGGAGAAAACUAACCUGAGCACAGAUGUCAAACAUCUCGAGAGUGAGCUACAGCUAGCUCGCCAAGCUAACAGAAAGUCUCAGAGGCGUAUAGAUAUUUUGAAGCACCAGAUUGAAGACUCUUUAGAGAAAGAGCUCAUAGCCCAUCAGUACCUUGCCAGUGUUGUGACCCUUGCAGAAAGAACUGCACAUGAGAGAGAUCAGCUCGUACACAUGGCCACAUAUCUAGAGAAAGACAAGCAGGGUGUGCUCACCCGCAUCAUUGAGAGCACGUUACACCUUGGAAAACUACAAGAGAAGGUCAAGGUGUUCAAGCAGCAGGCGACAGCGCGCGUGUGUGCACUGGGCCGGCGUCUGCGUGAACAGGAGGACGACUUCACCGGUAGGGCUGCCACUUUCCAGCAGGAGAUCCAGCACUUGCAGGUGCAGCUCCGUGACCGGCAGGAGCAACUCUACGGAGCACUGCAACAGAAGAGAGAGGUAGAGAAUGAACUGGAGGUGAUGUGGGAAGCCACAACCAGAGAGAGCCGCCAUCUGCAGAGCAUGGUGACGGGAAGCAGGAGGGUGGGCCGGUCCUUGAGCCGCGACGCUGUGACUCCUGCCCUGGCUCCUGGCUCCAGCUUGUCCCCUGCCUGGAAGCUGUGUGUGCAGGACAGUCUUCAUCAAGUGGGCCAGCCUGCUAGCACAGCGCCCCCUGCCUUCUGCUCGAAGCAGAACAGCUUCCCACUUCCUCUGCAGCGCAGCCCAAUGUUCGAGUCCGAUUCGGACCAGCACCAGAACCCUUCAUCUGAUGAGAGUGAGAAGAAUGGACUGGAUUUCUAUUCUUGACACACUAAGCUGACAGGUCUAACAAGAGCGCUUACUUACCUCUGUUAGUUGUAGCAGUAGUUCUGCUACAACGAGAGCCAAAUGUGUAGCAGAUGUGCAACCUAAUGUUUUUCUGUGGUUGCCAGGAUGAAUUUUGUUCUCUGUGUAGUCCAUCUUUUCUGUUUUAGUGCGUUCUCCUAGCCUGGUAGAAAGGUAUGGCUCACCAACAGUCAUGUCUUCACGUUCAUUUUACUGUAUUCAUUCACUUGUAGGUACAAACCAUUUUGGUUGAAAUUUAAAGUUGUUUUUUCAUACCUCUUCCAGUCUUCAACAAUAUUUUAAUUUCAAUGAAUAAUUUUUAACUUUGACCUACCAUAAUGUGUGUAAGAGAUUUUCAGGGGCUCACACUUACAAAUACACUUAUUUUCUCCUAUAUCAAGCUAUUAGUUGCUAGAGCUUUUUAAUGAUCUCUUUCCAGUUUACUUAACUCCAGUUUCUAACAGCUUGUACUUCACUGUCAUUGCCGUUUUCACGUAGCUCAGUUUCCUGAACCCUACAUGCUGGAGUGUUUUGGCUAUGUGUAAAUGGCUGAAAAAAUGUGGAUGUAGCUACUCCAUGUUGGUGUCCUAGACUAAGGCAGUGUUCGAUUGUAAUGUUAUUCUCUCUCUACAGACAAGUACAGAGGUCCAGAUCAUUGCUUUCAUUAUCUUAAUCUAAUGAUCUUGUCUGAAUGAUAUGCUAAUGUUGUUCUUUUGUAAUUGCAAGGAGAUGGACAGAAUGCUAAAGCAAUUCCCUUGAAGCGUUGCCAAGGCAUUUUUAAAUCAUAAGAACCUGUUCAGUGAUUUGAAUAAGAGACCAAAGUUGAUUUGCUUUUAAUAUUCUGGCCGUGUGUCUACUGAUGUCAUGUUAAAGUAUCGUCUGAGAUUCUCUUUUAAAAAUGGGCCACACCCAUUAUGCGACUUUUCUGUCAUUAGCCAAAUCACUUUUUUCAUAUAUUGCCACGUACGUUAUGCCAGUCUUUGUUUUAAUGUAUUUAUUUUUAAUUUUCUAAUAUAUUUUUUUAUUUUCCACAAUUUUACAUUUCUUAAUGCUUGUUUUGAAAUAUUAUAACUUGUACCACAGCAUGCAAUUUAUAGGCAUAAUUUUUAUAUGUAGGCUAAAACGGUGAAAUACAAAUAUUUUUCU
Electrophorus electricus (electric eel) is the source of this 3952-nucleotide messenger RNA. It is a transcript of the gene cep89, whose product is annotated as centrosomal protein 89. Gene Ontology annotation, biological process: chemical synaptic transmission; mitochondrion organization; cilium assembly. The record is from RefSeq and is a predicted model, not a curated record. Lineage: Eukaryota; Metazoa; Chordata; Actinopteri; Gymnotiformes; Gymnotidae. Gene Ontology annotation, cellular component: ciliary transition fiber; centriole.